Messenger RNA from Capsicum annuum, 1286 nucleotides. RefSeq lists its product as uncharacterized. The record is from RefSeq and is a predicted model, not a curated record. Bases 200 to 1075 code for a protein of 291 amino acids. The transcript has 2 exons. Lineage: Eukaryota; Viridiplantae; Streptophyta; Magnoliopsida; Solanales; Solanaceae.
UAAGUCCUAACAAACAAAACAUGCAGGCACACACCAAUUAAAAUUUGGUUGUCAUUAAAAGCAAAGUGACAAAUGGACCAAACACAAUUAAUCAAUCAAGAAUCCCCCAGACCUUAAUUAUUCGCUUCAUACACACAUUUCCAAGAUUUUCCCACUUCUUCCUAUCUCCCCUCUUUCCUUCCUCCAACGCUAAUCAGUCAUGUUUGAUCCAAGAAAACAAACAUCUAAUAUCCAUGACAACAUUCUUGAUCCUGCCACAACCUCAACUAACUGUUAUGACAAUUGGGAACCUCACAAUUUUGAUUUUCAAGUAUCACAAAAACUUGGGAAUCAAUUUAUAGCCCAAAAAAUAGAAGAUCAUGAAGAUGAUGAUGAUGGUGGUGCUUCUUCACCACCCUUAUGGAAAAAUAGCCCACCAAGAAGUCCAGUCCAUCCGAUAAAUUAUCGGUCGCUUUCACCUAGUUCUAGAACUCAAGCCAUAGCCAGAGGACAAUGGGAACUUAUGGAAAUGGUCAAGAACAUGCCUGAAUCUUGCUUUGAACUUUCUUUAAAGGAUCUUGUUGAGCAACCUAAAUCAUUUGAGUCUCAAGAAGAAUGCUUAGUCAAUAAUAAUAGGGAGAAAAAACAAGUCGUGCAGAACAUUAAGAUCAAGAAUGACCAAAUUAGAAAAGCCAAGAUGAUGAGAAGUAAGAGUAUUGAGAAUGGAGGGGUAUUUCUCAAGAUGGUUUCACCUGUUUCUUUGAGAUCAAAGAAGAAGAAGAAUGUAUCAGCAAAUACAACUAGAGUUUCCCCUAAGCCUGAUGAGUAUGAAAACUCUUGUUCAAAGAGUUUGGAGAAAGAGUGGUGGAAGAAGAGAUUUUCAGGUUCAAUUAGUGGUAGUAGCAACAAUAGUGGAAGUACUGGUAGAAAUAGAAGCAGGGGCAGCAAUUCUAACAGCAGCAGCAGCAACAGUACUAGUAGCAGAAACAACAGCACCAGGAAAAGGGAAAGGGUUUUAAGCUGUUGUUGGUCAAGUUUAUGCCUCAAUAAAAGCAUACUGGAGAAUGAUAAAGGGAUGACUGAUGCCUUAGAAUAAUUUGUUUAGUCUCGUGAAACAAUGAUAUGUAUGCAUAGUUUGGUGGUAGAUUAGGAAUAUACAGAUCUAUGCUCCCCUCCCACCCCCACCAUACCCCCACAGAAUUGUUCUUUCAUUUACCUUUUUUCUUGGUUUGGCAAGCAUUUAUUUGUUAACUAGAGCAACAUUUAUUGAAGUUUGGGAUCAAUAUAUAUUGCAAUUAGUACACCAA